GCUGGAGCAGUGCUUCAGCAAAAGUAAACCUGAAAUUGACAGGGAAAUAAAUAAAGAAAUAGCUAUAGUGUAAUUGAAUUUCGGCUAUUUCGAAGGAUUUAUAAUUACAUUUUAUGCUCAGCCUAUUUUAGUCAUAACAUUUUUAAUAAAUUUUAAAGCAUUCAGAACAUGUUGAUUAAUUUUAAUGAGGUGAAGUUCUAUGUUUUUGCAGUGAGUCAGGGAAAACAUCUUUAAUUUUCAGGCUUAGUUCAGAUUUUGAAGAUAUCACCACCAUGUGCUGUGCUAAGUACCUCUACAGCAGAACAGCUCUGCUAUUUGUGUUUCUGAGUGUCAGCUCUUUCCUCUUUCUUAACUGAAAGUCUCAUUAUUGGCUUCAGUAUCAGCUGGCUGAUGAAAGCGACCUGUAACUUUUUUCAAUACGACUUUCAAAAUGGAGAAACUGGCUAGGAAAUGUGGGGAAAGAAUUGCUCUUAGUUUAUAAUUAGAAGGACAAUGAAUGAAGUCUAUAAAAAUUCAAGGGCAGAAGGAGUUAUAGCCAGUCUUUCACAGAUGCUUUGUAAUUCUGCAGACCAGGUAAGCUGGGUAUCUUAAGUGCCUAGACAGGUUAGGUGCCAAAUUUCCUUUUAUCUCAGUGGAAUGAGAUCAUUCCCAUUGAAUAUUUAGCUGCAUUUUUAGGUAUCUACGAACCUUGUAAAAUCAGCUUCUAGGUCUCUACAAGUAGUUUGCUCAUCUAAUGAGUGAAUUUGUUACCUCAAGUGAAUUUGUUACCUCUUGUUUUAAAUAAACCUAUUAAGUGCUUUGAUUAUAUUACAUGCUUUGAUAAAUACACAGAAGAGCAAUGCUCUUAAGGCCUCAGUACUUACAAAACUAUAUUAAAAUACUCUUUUAUGCAUUUCAAUUGAAUUCAGGUUGUCUAGCAAAUAUGAGAGUUUCUUUCCAUCUCCUCAUAUAAUUGAAACUAAAAGAAAUCUGAGUAAAUAUGUAGUCAGUUACAUAUUAUUACAGUAAAUAUUUGUAGAUAUAGUCAAUUCUUAUGGUUGGGAAAGAAGAGUACUAAAUGCUGAGUUGAGAAUGGCAGUAAGCAUAUUUUAACUGUUAUGCCAUCAAGCAGGAGUAAACCCUUUCUUAGCAAAAUAAAUGAAAAUUGUAAAUGCAGAGCAGGUUCAAAACUGGUAGAUUUACUGACUGCUGAUGCCAGUCAUGAUUUAUAUCAGACUGGGCACCUGUUUUGCAGGUUCCAAGUACAAGACCAGGCUGUAAAGGUUGCAGUUCACAGAGAGCUGUCACUGCAGAGUUGAGAGAGAAGAAAUUGUCACAUUCUUGUUCAUCACCAUCUGGUGUCCACCAUGAUACGGACAGGCACAGGAUUUGGAGACGCCGGGAUGCCGGUGCGUGCUGACGAUGUGAUGACGCUGCUCAGCCACGUUGCCACAGUGAAGGGCAUGAAAGCUGCUGUCUCCCAUUCUGGCCGGGGAGCCAUGCUCACAGGGGCAUCAGCAUUUGUGGGGGGGAUGCUGGGAGGCCCUCCUGGAAUUGCUGUAGGAGGAGCAGUGGGUGGAUUGCUUGGAUGGAUGACUUCUGGACAGUUCAAGUCAGUCCCUCAGAUUUUAAUGGAAUUGCCUGCUGCUGAGAAGGAGAAGCUCUGUGCUGAAGCCAUGGCUGUUGUCAAGAACUUAGACUGGACUGAUGCUGCUCAGCUGAUUGCUCUUGUAAUGUCAAAUUCUGCUCUCACAGAAAAGGUAUUAGGAGUGCUGACCACUUUCCUUACCAAUGAGUUAAAAGCACAACUAAAAUAUGCAGAAUAAUCCUCUACAGAUUAGGAUUUUUAUGCUGAAUUGCAUAUUAUUCCCACAGUUGUGAAUCUUCAACAAUUGCUAGUUAUCAGUACUUAUUAUAAAUAUAUGCUGAUCUAAGUUUGGGGUGUUUGGGUUUAGUAUUUGUGGGUUUUAAAAUUUUUAUCAUUUAUUAUUAUCAUUUUUGCUUUGUGUGGAUUUGUAAGGAUAGUAUUAGAUUACAGCAUUAUCCUGACAAUGACUUGGUAUGAAAUUUUGGAUUGCCCUGCACAAGGACUAAUUCAAAUUACUGAAGGGAAUCAUGAUGUUCUCAGGCUAAUGUGUCACUUGUUAAAAUUUUCAAAGUCAUUUUGUUUUAUUUUGGAGAAUUAAUUCUAUUUGUUUAAGUGCUUUAUUUACUUUUUCCCUGUGAAUGACACACAAGGUGCCAAAGUAGCUGGCGCACUGAAGAAUUUUACCUGUUGUUUGUUUCAGCCCUGCAAAGGAAAGUUUUAUAAGGAAGUAAAUUACUGUGAACUCAAAAGACUCAGUCCAUAUUUUGUCACUUUUUUAUUGUAAUUCUUGAGUUAUCCUUUAUGUAAGAAGUGAAGCAAAUACUUAAACAAGAUUUCAAGUAGCAGGAAAACAAAAUUGUGAACAUUUUGAAUUCAGUUUUCCCCAGGCUCCUGUGCCCUAGGAUGGGAGGGUGGGACAUUAAAAAAUGGGGAGCUGAAUUUGCCAGUUUUAUAUGAGCCCCAGGAUGAAGGUUGUCAUUUGAGCCUUGGUUUCUGGACUGAGUCUGUACAGCUGGUCCUGUGUUUUCAUUAAAAUGUUAAUAAGAAA
Haemorhous mexicanus (house finch) is the source of this 2615-nucleotide messenger RNA. RefSeq names its product protein C19orf12 homolog. The coding region runs from base 1347 to 1805 and encodes 152 amino acids. The transcript is spliced from 4 exons. Lineage: Eukaryota; Metazoa; Chordata; Aves; Passeriformes; Fringillidae. The record is from RefSeq and is a predicted model, not a curated record.